UAGGUUAAGUUGAAAUUUUGACACAUAAACACACUUUAGGCAACCAAGUGUACAUAUUGUUUUAUUUUCCACCGAUAGAUGGCGCAUUUUUUGACAGAUCAUAUGAUGAAUCAGUGAAAAAAUUACAUCGAAAACGGUAAUAUUCCAGAAAAAAAUGGCAGAUUUGGAAACAAUCAAUUAUUUCUUAGACAAAUUAACCGUAGAUUCUUUGACAUUAAUGGAAGAGUAUAUAGAUCUCAAAUUAAGUUUAGAAGACUCAAUGAAUGAUGGUGAAACAAACUUGGCUAAAUCCCGCUACAUCCUUGGCCAAAAUAAUGUAUCUAAAUUACAGUUACCAAGCGAAGAUAGCAAUGAUUUUUCAGCGGGGGUUGUUGUAAAUAGUGAAAUCAACCCCGAUUUGGGAUUUAGACAUUUCGACGUGGAAUUUGUAAAAGAAAGUGAUGAAAAAAGCGAGGUGAAAAAUCCUUUGAGAUGGUUUGGCGUUUUAGUCCCUCAAAGUAUGCAUUUGGCGCAAAAGAAAUAUAAAGAAGCCUUGAAUUGGGUUGGAAUGAUUGCUAAUAUACAAAGUAAAUUAGAGUAUAAUUGUCUAAAAAUGGAUCAACUCAAAUAUAUGAAAUAUGAGUUGACUAAAACUGAAAAACAAUUACAAGAAUAAGAAAAUUUAAUUAGUUGUAUUUAUUUUGUAAAAAAAUUUGUUGAUAUUAAUGUAGUAUAAAUAAGAAAUAGAAAGGUUUCCCAAUUGAAACGAUAAAGCCUUAAAAAAAUUACAUGUUUCAAUUAGAAACCAAAAAAACCUGAA
This is a messenger RNA of Onthophagus taurus, 799 nucleotides long. RefSeq names its product coiled-coil domain-containing protein 115. Gene Ontology annotation, biological process: vacuolar proton-transporting V-type ATPase complex assembly. The record is from RefSeq and is a predicted model, not a curated record. NCBI's taxonomy places the organism in Eukaryota, Metazoa, Arthropoda, Insecta, Coleoptera, Scarabaeidae.